This is a messenger RNA of Aspergillus brunneoviolaceus CBS 621.78, 1020 nucleotides long. RefSeq names its product NAD(P)-dependent alcohol dehydrogenase. The record is from RefSeq and is a predicted model, not a curated record. Gene Ontology annotation, cellular component: mitochondrion. NCBI's taxonomy places the organism in Eukaryota, Fungi, Ascomycota, Eurotiomycetes, Eurotiales, Aspergillaceae. The annotation marks the transcript as partial. The transcript has 2 exons.
CCCACCCUAUCAACAGAAACCUCCCUCCUCAUCCGCAUCUCCCACAUCGCCCUCCACCCCGGCGCAACCCACAUGAUGCAACUCCUCCCCGCAUGGACCCGGCACUUCCCCGCCGUCCCCGAAACAGACUUCUCAGGAACGGUGGUAUCCACCGGCGCACGCGUACCGCUCGUCCCGCCACCACCCCCGAAUGCGCAUCGCUUCUUCCCGCCCGGCACGGCGGUCUUCGGGUCGAUUUCCGUGGCCCAGCACCUCAGGAACGGCGCCGGCGCGCUGGGCGAGUACCUGAUCGUCGAGAUGGGGGAUGUGGCCCGUAAGCCGGAGGGUGUUUCGUUGGCGGCUGCGGCCGGGUUGGGGGUUUCGGGGGUGACGGCGUUGGCUUUGGUGGAUGUGGUGGAGGGGGUUGUCGGGGGUUUAAAGGGUGGGGAGAGGGUGUUGGUUAAUGGGGCGUGUGGUGGGGUGGGGCAUUUUGUUGCGCAGAUGUUGGCUUCGAGGCCUGAGGUGGUAGUUGUAGGGGGUUGUUCGAGGGAGUCCGGGGAGGUUGCGAGGGAGGUGGGGUGUGUGCAGGUGGUGGAUUAUCGGGGGCUGGAGGGUAGGAUUGAUCAUGAGAACGAGGAGGAGGAGGAGGAGCUAGAGGCGUUUGAUGUCAUUGUCGAUGCGUAUGGGUCGCAGGGUCUGUGGUAUGCGGCGGAACGGUGGUUGAAGCCUGGCCCCGGGCAUGUGUAUGUCUCCGUUGGGCCGGCGUUGGAGGCGUAUACCUUCCGCAGUGCGGUGGGGGUGUUGGUUAAGCAGAUGUUGAAUCGGCUCUUGCCGGUGUGGCUGGGUGGGAUAGACAGACAAUAUCGGCAGGUUACGGCUUGGGUGGAUGCGAAGAGGUUGGAGAGGCUGAGGGUGUUGGCUGAGGAGGGGGUCUUGAAGACGUGGAUUGGCGGUGUUUGGGGGUUCGAGAAUGCGAUUGAGGCAUAUGAGGUCUUAUUGAGUAAGCAUGCGAAGGGCAAAUUGGUCAUUCGUGUUCAGGAU